Molecule: messenger RNA, 631 nt
Organism: Mercurialis annua (annual mercury)
Lineage: Eukaryota; Viridiplantae; Streptophyta; Magnoliopsida; Malpighiales; Euphorbiaceae
Product: thioredoxin H-type
Exons: 3
Coding region: 100-465 (121 amino acids)
Source: RefSeq, a predicted model, not a curated record
AGUUGCUUACUAAAGGUAGGCAUCAUAUUCAAGGGACAGCACAAACACAAACGCAAUUUUAAUCCUCUAAAAAAAAUUAUCGAGACAGUGAGAGAAAAAAUGGCAGCUUCAGCAGCAGCAGAGGGACAGGUGAUUGGAUGCCACACAGUUGCGGAAUGGGAACAUCAGCUGCAGAAGGGGAAUGAAUCCCAUCAACUCCUGGUUGUUGAUUUUACUGCUUCAUGGUGUGGACCAUGCCGUUUCAUUUCCCCUUUCUUGGGAGAGCUGGCCAAGAAACUGCCUCAAGUUACCUUCCUGAAGGUUGAUGUGGAUGAGUUGAAGUCAGUAUCUCAAGACUGGGCUGUGGAGGCAAUGCCAACAUUCAUGUUCCUCAAGGAUGGGAAGAUUGUGGACAAGGUCGUUGGAGCUAAGAAAGACGAACUGCAGCAGACUAUACAGAAGCACUUGGCUACUGCUUCAGCAUGAAGUGGAUAUUUCCAUUAGCUACUUUUAAAUUCUCUUAGACUGCUAUUCACUUUAUUCCAACUUUAAACUAUAAUGUCAGUUUGCUGGUAGCCAGAUUGGUUUUAUUUUUCUUCUUCAAAUGAAUGAAAAUUGAUCUGCUCCAUGUCAAUUUUAGUUUGCUUGACAA